AUUGUAUGUCGUGUUUCAGCUGCACCGGGACAGCGUGGUCCAGAUAAAAAAAUCGCGAAGAUCGCAGAGCACAGGCUUCUCCAGGAUAUAAUUUACACCGACAGUUACAAUAGAGAGGUCCGACCAGCGCUUCGUGAUAGCGAUGUCGUCACUGUCCUUUUCGAAGUGAAACUUGUCCAGAUCGUGGACGUGGUAAGUGACGUCAUGGAAUUAUAUAUGUGUAAAGUGUAUAUUCCAGUAGAGGUUACAACAGCUGCUUUCGACGGGCAUUUAAAGGUACACAAAGUUGUUGUAUUAUUGAAAAUAAUCGCUUCUCCUUGGUUGAUAAGGGAACUCAUUGCCAUGCCCAUGUAGUAGAGGAACCUCUCCUUUGAAUGACUACAAGUAUGACACUUAAAGUUUCGGUCUGAGUGAAAAACGCAUUAAAAUUUGAAUUUUUGUUUGCGUCUGUCAUUUGAUUCCCAGACUACCGCAUUUUCGGUUCCAGGCUCGCGUAUUAAAAAACGAACACCACGUAAACAAAACUUAUCAUAACGCAUGCAACAUUGCUAUUUCAAAUAAGAAACCGACCUUACUUUAAAAAUACUUAACAUAGAAAACAUGCUCUUUUAGUAUGGGUACGAAACUAUUCAACUGACUGGGUAUGAAUCGACCUGACUGCGUACGAACGACUGGUAACCUAUUUGUACAUCCAUUUAAUUUUGUCUUUUGUCCCUGAUAGGAUGAGAAGGCGGAGACUUUGAAGGUGAACGUCUGGACUACACAAGUAAGAAGAGUGUGGUUUUAUUUGAUGUUAGGGCGCUUCUUGACUGACUGCUUUUCAGCUAAUAUUUUUCUCUUUCAUGUUUCUUAGAAAUGGAAGGAUCCCUUUCUUAAAUGGAACCCUGAUGAUUACGAUGGAAUUAGCACAAUCAACGUUGAACCAAAUUUAGUGUGGCUGCCCGUCAUAAUACUUUACAACAAGUAAGGCUGUACUUCCCUUGGAACCGGUCAAUAGUUAUUGCCUGGGGGGGAGGGGGAGGGGGGUUUUGGAAGAUUUUGGAUGUGUCUCGAUUAAAAUUCACCUGAUUCCCACCCCCCAGGGCCCUGUCAUAUUCUUAUCACCCCCUCAGCCAAUUUUCGGUAGCCCUUCUUAAUACUCCGUUUGUGACAGCUCAUCCUCCUCAGUUUCCCCUGAAAGCCAUGUGAUCUCCACCCCAAAAUCCUCCAGAAGAUUUUUUUCUGCAAAUUAAAUUCAAGGCAGAUCCGACCACUCAGAAGGUUGACUUAGGUACCGUUGAGCUGCAAGGACUGGAAGGCUGUUAAAGUUCUUUUCCAUGAAUUAGCGUAACGCACGGUGAGGAAUUUUUUCUUGGUACAUUUUCAGCGCUGCCAAAGGUUUCACUGGUGGACUAGAAAAAUACAAGACAAAAGUACUAAUUGGCAGCAAUGGUACAGUCACGUGGUUUUCCGCGACACAGUUCAUUUCGUCCUGUAAACAGAAUAUCCGCUUCUUUCCAUUCGACGAGCAGUUCUGUUAUUUAAAAUUUGGGUGAGUAUGAGUGCGAGUUUUCUAAAUAUUUCUCUAUCUGGUCUUUGACAGCUAAAUCGCAGUUUAUCAAAAUCCUCCCUUACACUUGUAUUUUCUUAUAUAGAUCUUGGACCUACAAUGUGAAGUAUCUUGACAUGACAACGGACCAGACAACUGCUGAUAUGUCGGCUUGGAUAAAAAAUGGCGAAUGGGAAGUAAUAGAUGUUCCAGUAGAGAAGAAUAAGCUCUAUUAUGCAUGCUGCCCUCAUCCGUACGCUGACAUCACCUACACCAUCCACAUGAAGAGGAAGGUACUUUACUACAUAUUCAACCUGAUCAUCCCCACAACAAUCAUCGUCUUCUUUAUUCUAGUCGGCUUCUGUCUUCCCCCUGACACCGGGGAGAGGAUCACUCUAAACAUCACUGUCCUGCUAACAAUGACAGUUUUUUUGAACAUUGCGUCCAACACGCUUCCCUCCACCUCGGACAGCAUCCCACUACUGGGGGACUAUUACCUGAUUCUUAUGAUAAUGGUUUGCUUUGCAAUUCUCUCAACUUGUGUCGUCCUUAGGUAUUACUAUGCAACUCCAACGCGCAUGCCCGAGCGUUUGCGCGUGAUAAUAAAUGAAUGGAUUGCGUCGCUUCUCUUUUUCGUCAUCACAAAGAAACCUAAGAACAAAGGUGUCAGUCAGUGGUGUGGAAAACGAACCGAAGAGGCGUGUUACGACUGCAAUGAGUCUCACAACUUUAUGGCUGCGCAGAGUUUUAUUGUCCAAAACGAAAGCAACACGGCCGAGGAACGAAUAGCUCUUAUCGAGAUAAGGCCAAAGAAUCACCUCCCGCGAGCCAAUGGGGUGCAAAAUGAACACCGAAAGACGCCGUCGAGUGCAUCACAUAAAAAAUCCAAGAGUGAGCCAGCCAUCAAUCUGAGCGGUGGGGCGUCAACAGCUUCAGAAAAGCGGUUGAGAAGGCGAAAGAUGUCCGUACUUCCCAAACGCGGUAAUGCCUUAAAUACCCUACAAAACAGAGUUAUGGAGGGACUUGGAGUCCUGACUCGCCGUGUUAAAGAAGACAACGAGACAGAAGAGAUCGUUUUGGAAUGGCAAUUCGCAGCCAUUGUCCUCGAUCGUUUGUUUUUUAUCCUGUACUCACUGACUUUUAUCAUUCCUUUGUUUGUUUUCUUCUAUGCGUCACCAACUCCACCGGUCAGCAAAGUGGAACCACAGUAA
This is a messenger RNA of Pocillopora meandrina, 2739 nucleotides long. NCBI's taxonomy places the organism in Eukaryota, Metazoa, Cnidaria, Anthozoa, Scleractinia, Pocilloporidae. The record is from the annotation of a GenBank genome assembly.